Messenger RNA from Ahaetulla prasina, 11984 nucleotides. RefSeq names its product A-kinase anchoring protein 9 (gene AKAP9). The coding region runs from base 189 to 11756 and encodes 3855 amino acids. Gene Ontology annotation, biological process: regulation of Golgi organization; regulation of ventricular cardiac muscle cell membrane repolarization; positive regulation of peptidyl-serine phosphorylation. Gene Ontology annotation, molecular function: molecular adaptor activity; DNA binding; potassium channel regulator activity. NCBI's taxonomy places the organism in Eukaryota, Metazoa, Chordata, Lepidosauria, Squamata, Colubridae. Gene Ontology annotation, cellular component: synaptic membrane; Golgi stack; centrosome. The transcript is spliced from 52 exons. The record is from RefSeq and is a predicted model, not a curated record.
GUCACUUUCCCCGGCCGCGUGUUUACGUGGAGCUGAAGAUGGCGGCGCCGGUGGGUCCGCCGAGCAGCCUUCAGAUCCCGUAGCGUAGACCAGCAGACCGAACGAACCGUUUCGGAAGCUUGAAGCCAAGUCUCCCUUUUGGGUUUAGUUGGCUGCGCCGUAACUGUCUUGUCUCCCUGGCAGGAGCCAUGGACGAGCAGGAGAGGCAGAAGAAGCUGGAGGCCGGCAAAGCCAAGCUUGCACAGUUUAGACAACGAAAAGCAUACACUGAUGGGCAGCAUGCAUUUAAGAAGCAGAAGAAGAAGAAAAAGAUAUCGAAAGUCAAAGAUGAAGAAUUGAUACAAGAAGGUUUGGAUAUUAACCAAUUGCAAAUAGAAGAAGCGUCCCCACAUAGCUUUCAAAGAGGAGCAGCUGCUGCAUCUGAAUCUGUUGCAGUGAGAACUUUGCAGAGUGAUGAAAUGAUCAAGCAUGAUCAAACAUAUACCACAGAACUAGAAAGUGAGAUUUCUACUCCAGCAGAUGAUUACAGCUCAGAGAUAAAUGGUGGCAAUUUUUUGACAAGAACUGAUGUACCUUCUGACUUUAUUAGGGAAGAAGAAUUGGAAUUUGGAGAGAAGUAUACUGAUCAUGAGGUGCAGAAUACUGUAACAGAACUGGAGAUGAUGAAGAAUGAAUUGGCUGGAAAGCAGCAAGAGAUUGAAGAGCUAAAUAAAGAGCUAGAAGAAAUGAGGGCAGCGUAUGGUACAGAUGGGUUGCAACAGCUGCAGGAAUUUGAAACUGCUAUCAAAAAAAGAGACAACAUUAUAACUCAGCUCACUGCUAAUUUGCAGCAAGCCAGGAUGGAAAAAGAUGAAACUAUGAGGGAAUUUUUGGAAUUGACAGAACAAAGUCAAAAAUUGCAAAUUCAAUUUCAGCAUUUACAGGCAAGUGAAACCUUGAGGAAUUCUAGUCACAGCAGUACAGCGGCUGAUUUACUACAAGCUAGGCAACAGAUAUUUGCCUAUCAGCAACAGCUUGAAGACCAAGAGCAGCUGUUAAGAAACUAUCAGAAGAAAAAUGAAGAUUUUGAAGUGCAGGUUUCCCUUCUGCAACAUAAAAUCAUGGACAUGGAAAAAUGGAAAGAUGAAGAAGAUUGUUCUACAAAGAAGAAAAUCCACGAACAACAAACAACUAUUGAACAACUGGAAGCAAAAUGUACAGAACAUGAAGAAAAUAUAUUUCUAUAUCUGAAAAAAUUAUCAAUUGCUGAGAAAUCUCUACAGGAAUUAAAAGAAGAGACUUUUCAAAAGAAUCAAGAGCUGGGUAAUGUGAAGCUUGAACUAACAAUUUCUAAACAAAAAGAAAGACAGUGCUCUGAUGAAAUAAAGCAGUUAAUGGGAACUGUGGAAGAACUGCAAAAGCGAUUUCACAAAGAUAUCCAACAUGAGAAUGACAUCAAAGAAAAAAUGGAACUUGAAGCCCAAAGGAAACUUGCAGAUCUCAGGGCAGAAUUAGAAGAAAUGCAUGGCCAGCAGAUUGUACAACUGAAGCAAGAAUUAAUCAGAGAACAUUCAAUAGAAAUGAAAAAGCUUCUUGCCCAACAAAAAGCAGAUUUAGAGAAAGUAUGCUCUGAUAAAACUAAUGAAGACCAAAUGCACUUAAUGAAUACUGCAAUUAAUGAGUUGAAUCAGAUGCUUCAGGAUGCUAAUUAUCAAAAAGAAAAAGUAAAACAAGAAUUAACCAAACAGGUUGAACUGUUAUCCUUGGAAAAAUCUUCUUUUCAAAAUCAAGUGGAAGAUCUUUGUCAAGAACUGAGCUUUGCAAGAGAACAGAUCCAAAGAGUUAAGAAGACUAUAAAUGAAAAAGAAUCCAAAUUGCAGGAAGUAGAUAUGUUAAAAAGCACUAUUGGAGAUCUAAAAGCUCAACUUGCUUCAGCCUCAGAGAUCAGGAAAGAACUAGAAAUGAAACACGAGGCAGAAAUUACAAAUUACAAAAUAAAACUUGAAAUGCUAGAAAAAGAAAAGGAUGCUGUUUUGGACAGGAUGGCAGAAUCUCAAGAAGCAGAACUGGAGAGAUUGAGGACUCAGCUUUUAUUCAGUCAUGAAGAAGAAUUAUCAAAAGUGAAAGAUGAUUUACAAAUAGGACACAAAAUAAAUAUUGAAAAUCUUAAAGAUAAUAUGACAAUGCAAGCUAAACAACAGUUAGAUGAUUUGCAAAAUGAAAUGAACAAAAAAUUAGAAGCUAUGCAGUUUGAAAAGGACAGCUUAAUAAAAAAUCAGAAUCAACUCACAUUAGAAAUAGCAAGACUAAGAGAUUUACCUACAGUAAAUACUAACUCCGAAGAAAUGAUGCUUCUGGUAAAUAACUUCCAGGAAGAGAUAGACGUUCUUAGACAAGAAGAAAAGAAAAAAUGUAUACUUGAACAGGAAAUUCAGGAGUUGCAACUUAAAACAGAAUUACUUGAGAAACAAAUGAAAGAGCAAUCACAUUGUCUUCAAGAAAAGUAUUUAUUGGUUGAAGCUCAAAAUAAUGUUCUUGAAGGUGAAAAUAAGGUUCUGCAAGACAGAUUAAACAAAUGCACAAUUAGGAAUGUGGAAGGGAACUUGGUUUUAACUAGUGACAAUUCGAAUUCAGAGGAGUUUGAUUUACAAAACAGAAUAGACAAAUUAAUAGCUGAAAAUGAAAAACUUGUACAACAAGACAUCAAACAAAAAGAAGAGAUUGAUAUACUAAAAAACUCCUUUUCACUUGCUGAAAUAAAUUUUAACCAUAAUUACCAAGAACUCCAAGAAAAUUAUGCUUGUCUUUUAAAAGUAAAACUGGAUUUAGAAGAAAGUAAGGACAAAAAUGAAGCUGAAUAUAAAACUAAACUCCAAGCUUUGAUGGAAAAGAUUCAACAUUUACAGGGAGUUUUUCCUGCUGGGUUGGAAACUCAAAAUAUAGUUGUUCACAGUAAGAGGGAAAAAGUAUUAAAAGAUUUUGGGGAAGUUAUAGAAAAAGACACAACAGAACUUAUGGAAAAACUAGAGCUCUCUCAGCAUGAGAAUUUAGAACUUUCAUUAAGACUUUCUGAUCUUUCUGAACAGUUAAAAAUAAAGCAUCAUCAAAUCUGCCAAUUAAAUGCAGAGGUUAUGUGCCUAAAACAAGAUAAAGAACAAAUUUCAGCAAGGUGUAAAGAACUAGAAUUUGUAAUUAGUCAUAAAUUGGAGAAUAUGAAUUCUUUUGAAGAGAAAACAGAAAAUUGCAGUGGGGAACUAGCCAAAGUUAAUGAACCUGGAAAUUUUAUUUCUGACUUCAAUCAGAAAUUUGACAGAACAAUAAAAGAAAAAGAAGAAAAAUUAAUACCCAGUGAGUUGUUGGCUCAUAGCAUUCCAGUGGAAGAGAUACUUCAACAAAAACUGAGCCCAGAACCAGAAUCACUGUUGGAUAACUUUAAUCAAAUGCAUGAAAUAACAGGAGACUCUGUGUGUAUGAAUUUUGCACAAAGUGAAAACAAGCUAAAGGAACAACUGGAUAUGUUGAAAACUGAGCAGAACGAUUUAAAAUUGCAGAUGGAGGCCCAACGUAUUUGUCUCUCUGUGGUUUACUCAGCGCAUAUGAAUCAGGUGCGUGAAUACAUGGAAAAUGAAAAAGAGAAUGCACUUUCUGCUCUUAAAGAAGAUCUCCAGUUACGUCAUACACAAGAGUUGUGUGAGCUAAAGAAAAGUCAGAUUGUGGACAAUCAAAAAACAGAUGAAAAAGACCAGUCUGCAUGGGUGCAUCUGGAAGAACUUAGCAAGAAAGUAGUUGAAGAAUGUUCAAAGCUCACUAAGUCAGUACGUGAAAUUCUUCCUGAACCUUUUUCAAAUGCUACUGAACUUGAUGUUGAUGAGCGAAAUCAAUAUAAUUCAGCAUUAAUGCCAACAGAAGACCCUCAAGUUUUGCAAGAAACCCUACAAAGUCUCCUGAAUAAUAUAAUGGAAACGUCCGAGAGGCUACUAGAAUAUCAAGUAGAAUUCAUAGAAAGCAGAAAAAAGAUGGAAGAUCAACAGACAUCCCAUGUUGAUUAUAAUGAUAAAGAGACUGGGUCUAUUCAACAGAAUGUAGAAUCUUUGCCUAUUGCAUCUCAAGAUCUAGUUGGUAUUAAAGUCAAGACAAUUUCUCAGGAAGAAGUAGAGAACUUGAAAUUUCAACUCGAAGAACAACAUGCCCAAGAAAUUGAGCAUCUUCGAUCAUAUUUCCAUCAGCAGUUAAAAGAAACUGAAGAAAAAUAUUUUACAGAGAUAGUUCACCAACAGAAUAGACUCCAAAUUGCCAGCGAGUCUUCUGAAAAUUCCAGUGUUUCUGUGGAGUCACAUGUAAAUGAAGAUAAGCAGGAAGCAAGACAGGCUGAAGGUGAUAUUCAAAAAAAUGCUGAGAAGAUAAUAGAGUUACCUAAUGAAGCUGAUGUGACUGAAUUGCUGGAAAAACAGUACCAAGAAAAGCUGCUACAAGAAGUGGCAAAGGUGGUUGUAACCAUGAGUAUAGAAUUUGCACAGAAAACUGAACUUGCAAGAAUUGUUAAUCUAAAGAAAGAGGAAAUUUCACUGAUGAAACCAAUAGAAACUCAGCUGGAGAAUAAUUAUCAUAGAAAGGAAUAUCUAGAAGAAUUAAAUAGUCACAUAAAUGAGAAGUCGUGCACUAAGCCUGAAGAAUUGUGUGGUAAAAUGUCAUCACUCGAAGGACAAUUUGAACUUGAUGCUAAACAAGCUACACUAUAUGAAGUGCAACAUUUUAAUCCAAAGCUUUCAACAUACCAGUACUCUUCCUCCCAUGAAGAAGAAUUUAUUGAAAAGAUACCUAUGAUAAAAAAUGAAGUUUCAACUUCCAGCAUUGUUACUUCAACCCAGGUAUUGUCUUAUGAGGAUCGUCUGGAAGAUAUGCGUCAAGAGCUUGUUCGUCAGUAUCAGGAACAUCAGCAGGCAACAGAAAUAUUAAAACAGAGUCACAUGCAGCAAAUGGAGAGGCAGAAAGAAAACCAAGAGCUUCUCCUAACGGAGCUUGAUAGUCUUAAAAUACAAUUAGCAGAGAAUAUUAAUGAAAAUGCCAUAACAGAAAGAGAACAAAUGCUUUUAGACGAACUAGAAUCACUAAAGAAGCAAUUAAUAGCUGGGAGAGAAAAGCAACUUUCUGAGUUAAAAAACAGCAGUACUCAAACACAGAAUGAAAGUGUGAAUCAGACUGAAAAUAAAGAGCAUGUUUUAAAAGUUGAAGGUGGAGAAGAAAAAGAUGAACAAACUUCUCUCAACAUUCUUUCAAAAGAGAGAUGUACUUUGCAGAAAGCCAGUAGUAAGCUGAUGAAGAUUCUGUUGGAUAUUGUGAAGACUACUGCAGCUGUAGAAGAAACAAUUGGACACCUUGUUGUGAAACUUCUAGAUCAGUCACCAAAAUCUCAGUUCCUUUUUAAAAGUCUUACAUGGGAGGCAAGAGCAGAAGGCACCUUAAAACCAAGCAUCUACAUGGGAUAUGAGCCAGAAAGGCCAUCAUCUCAGUAUAUUGGCAAUGAUCUUGAAAGUCAAGACAAUAUCAUAUGGUCAGAAAUAACAGAUGAAGAGUUUGAACUUACCCAGUUCCUUGGCAUGGAAAUAGAUGCAAAAAAUGGAGAGCUAAUUCUAAAUAUCAAUAGCCGACUUCAAGCGGUAUUUGAAAAACUUCUUCAAACAAUAAAUGAAACUGCUAAUCAGCAACUUGAUGAGAGCAAGUUUAGCAAAGAAACAUUUAUAAUUGAACAGAAAAUGGUGUUUGAAAAGAGCAGUGGACCUUUAAUAAAGCUUGAACAUGCAAAAGCUACACAAACAGAAUUGAUGCAAGAAUCCUUUAAAUGGGAACAUGAAGCUACUGAAUUAACCAAAUGUCAGGAAGAAUUGCAAGAAAGGUUUGAUGAAGAGGUCAGAACUAGAGAGCAGAUAGCAUUGGAACUUAGCAAAGCAGAGAAUCUUAUUGAUGGUUAUGCAGAUGAAAAAUCACUUAUGGAAAAACAAAUGCAGGAAAAGACAGAGGUAAUAGAGCAUCUUGAACAAGAGCUACUUCGUACAGGUAACAAAUUACAGGAACUAGAGGCUGAGAGACAGCACCUUCAAGAAGAGAAAGAAUUGCUCUUCAGACAAAAAGAUGCUAUGAAAGCUGAUGCAGGACCCAUAGAAAAACGCCUAGUACAUGCUGCAGUCAAUGCAGCUUCCCAAACAGAGUUGCUGGCGGAGACAGAAAAGUUAAUGAAAGAAAAAAUAGAAGUGCAGCGGCAAGCUGAAAAAGAAUACAAUUACCUUCAAAAGCAGGUGAAGGCUCUGGAAACUGAUAUAGAGGAGCAGGUCAACCAGUUUUUGGAGCUAGAGCAAGAAAAAAACGCAGAGCUAAUGGAUCUAAGGCAGCAAAACCAAGCUCUAGAGAAACAGCUUGAGAAAACAAAAAAAUUUCUAGACGAGCAGGCAAUUGAUAGGGAGCAUGAGAGAGAUGUUUUCCAGCAAGAAAUACAAAAGCUUGAGCAACAGCUUAAAAUUCCUCAAAGAUUUCAACCAGUCAGUGAACAUCAAAAUAGAGAGGUUGAAGAGUUAACAAAUAAUCUUCAGGAGAAAACAGAUAAAUGCAGUGAGCUUCUGCUUUCUAAGGAGCAACUUCAGAGAGAUGUGCAAGAACGGAAUGAAGAAAUUGAGAAAUUAGAAUGUAGAAUCCAAGAACUGGAACAAGCUUUAAUGAUCAGUGCAGACAAUAUACAAAAGGUGGAAGGAAGAAAGAAAUUUGGGUCUGCAACUAUAAGGGGGGACUUGCCUCUAGAAGUACAGCUACAGGCUGAGCAAGAAGCUGUAGACAGGAAGGAAAAAGAGAUCAUAAAUCUUGAGGAACAGUUAGAACAGUUCCGUGAAGAACUAGAAAACAAAAAUGAAGAAGUGCAGCAGUUACAGAUGCAGCUACAAAUUCAGCUAAAAGAGUCUACAACUCGACAGCAAGAACUUGAACAAGAAAAUAAAUUAUUUAAGGAGGACAUGAAACAAUUGGGUCAAGCUAUCCAGAAUCCUGAAGAUACUUCUAUAAAGGGUCAUCAUCAAGUUCCUGGAAAAUAUAUAGAGAUUAUACAGGAAAAGGACAAGAAAAUCCAUGAACUCCAAGAACAAAUUUCAAAAUUGCAACAGCAGAUGGAAAUUACAACAGAUAAUAAACAGAAAAAUGAGCAGAUAAAGGAACUGGAAGCCCAAAUAGAAAUUUUAAAGAGUGAUCAAGAACGUGUCAAGCAGAACAAUGAACAAGAAAUAGAACAGCUAAAUGAAGUCAUUGAAAAACUCCAGCAAGAAAUGGUGAAUAUUGAACACAAGAUACCUUUGGACUUUUCACUGACUCAAGAUGAUUUUGAUAAUUUAAAACACCAGCUUGAUGUUGUAUUGGCAGAAAAGGAAGAUUUAGUGAUACAAGUGAAAAAUAAUGUUAAGCAAUUAUGUGUUGCAGAGAAUGAACUUGAAGAAAAGCAAAUUAACAUAGUAAAAUUAGAGAAAGAACUAGGUAUAUUGAAAGAAGAACUUGAAAAAACUAGAGAAAAAUCUGAACAAAAUAUAAACAUAUGCCAACAACAAGAUGCACAGAUAAAUACAAAGAUUGAAGAAGAUGCUUCUAGAACAAAUAUAAAUUUUCAGCUACUUGAGAAAGCUCUAGAGGAGAAGGAUUUAGAGUUAAUCCAAUGCAACAAGGAUUUCAAGGAUUUCAAAGACCAAGCCCAUAUGGCGUCAAACAAGCUCAAACAAAGAAUAAUGGAGCUAGAAGAGGCCCUUGAACAAAAGGAACAAAAGAUUGCUGUAACCCUUCAACAUCAAGGUGAAUUGAAUGUGGUUCUGGAGCAAAGUCAGCUUUCUCCCGUGGUAGCUGCAGUUUCAGAAGGUAACAAAGAAGAAGCCCUAUGUAUUCCAUUAGAAAAUGAAAAACAUAUAGGUAGGGAAGAUGCAACAACUAGGUUAUUAGAGCUAUCAGAGAAACUUGCAGAGAUGCAGAGCCAACUGGCAGAUGCACAGAAUAACCUUCAACUAGAAAGAACAAAACUGGAAAUUGUACAGAAGGAGACAAAAGAAAAGGAAGAGAGGCUUGUUGAACUUAAACAACUGCUAAAAGAAAUAGAACAAAGGCAUAAAGAGGAGAAAUUGUCAAGUUCUCAGGAAAAGUUGCAAACUCAGGUGGUCACAGAGCUGGAUGAAAACAAGCAAAGAAAUUAUCUUGCUUUAGAAAAAGUCAGAGCGGAGUCAGCUGCAGCCAAGGAAGAGCUUAAUAACUACAAAGAAAAAGCAGAGAAAUUGAAAGAACAGUUACUGGUAAAAGAAACAAACCUGAUUUGUCUUAAAAAUGAAUUAGAACAAACCAGAGAUAAAUUAGCCCAGGCAGAAGAAAAAAUUUCUGGAUAUAUAAAGAAGGAAAAGAAUAUUAUAAAACCAGAGCAAAUAGAUGCCAGAUGGAUAAAUGCAUCAAGUCAGACAGAAAAAGCACAGCAGAUCAGUAGCUGCAACCAGACUUCACAACUCCUUGUGAAAAGUGAAGGAAUUCAGAUUGAUUUACAAAACGAAUAUUCUUCAGCAGAAGUUACAGAACUCAUAAAAGAAUUUAAUGAAAAAAUUGAACAAAUGCAGGAAUUACAUGCUGCUGAAAUAAUGGACAUGGAAACGAGACACAUCUCAGAAUCUGAAGUAUUGAAAAGAGAACAAUUUAUUGCAGUACAGGAGUUAACAGAAGAAUGUAAUACUUUGAAAAACGUCAUAGAUGUCCUAAGAAAUAAAGAAGCAAUCCCGGGUAUAGCACAGUCUCUAACUUCUGUUGCCAAUGAUAGAUCAUAUAGUGACUCUGCUUCAGACUGGAACCAAGGAACGUACCUGACUCCAAACCAUGGAUCAGAAACCAUAUCAGAUGCUGUAGAAGAGGAAGAUGAAACAACAAUGGAUUUUCUUCCAAAGAAAAUCAAGGGCUUGCUAAGAGCUAUUCAUCACGAGGGCGUACAGGUACUUUCUCUCACAGAAUUUCCUUACAAUGAAGGUGAAGUUCGUCCUACUAAACAAGAACCUUGGCUAGAAGAACGCAAGGCUUUCUUAAGCAGUAUUUCAUCUCUGAAGGAAUUAAUUGCCAAAAUGCAGAUUCACAGACAAAGUAAGUUUUAUGUAGCAUCUGAAUCUUCUGAUGAUGUCUCAGAUUGGCGGGCUGAACUGCUCUAUGCUGUUCAACAAAUUUUCCAAAAAGAAAAGGAUAUUCUUCUAGCAGCAUUUCGGACUGAAUUGGCAGAAGUUGGUGUUCAAGAUGCUUUGGUACUAAUAGAUCAGAUGGAAAGGAGACUUCAAGAACAGGUGACAUAUCAGAGGAGUGCUUUGGAUUUCCUUCAGAAAGCAGACAGACAAAGUUUGUUAAUGGAAACCAAUAUUUUGCAUGCACAGCUAAACAGGCAAGGUGAAGAAAAGGAAGAAAUAGAAAUUCAUCCAAAAUAUCAAGAACUGUUGGGAUACAAUAUGGAAAUGCAAAUAGAGCUCAAAAAUAUCAAGGACAGAACAGCUGAACUUCAAGAGCAGCUCAACUCUGAAAGGAUGGUGGUUGCAGAAUUGAAGAAUGAACUUGGGCAAACCAAGCUGGAAUUGGAAACAACCCUAAAAGCACAACAUAAGCACUUGAGGGAUCUGGAAGCUAUCAGAAAUGAACUUAAGGGAAAGGCAACUGAACUUGAUAUCUUAAAAAACACAAUUAUAAAUGAACAGAAGAAAUCAAGAGAGUUUCAGUGGGCACUGGAGAAGGAGAAAGCAAAAGUGGAACACAGUGGUAAAAAAGAAAAAGAAGAAAUGGAGGAUUUGAAAUCAUCUUUUGAAAAUGAAAGACAGAAGAAUAUAGAACUGAGUAAUCUUUUGGAACUUGAAAGAGAGCUGUCAAAUGAUUUGCAAAAGAAGAUUGAAUCCCAGGAAGCAUUAAAUGCAGUACAACUAUCUGAGGAGCACAGCUGUAACUCUGAGCUCCAAGUACUGUUGGAAUCUGAGAGGCUCAAAGUUCUUGAGUUAUGCAGCGCCCUAGAGAGAGAAAAAGACUUACGCGCCCAGCUCCAGAUGAUUGAACAGACAAAGCGGGAUGGAAGUUCUACACAUUCAGAAGAACUGUUCAAAGAUCUGCAAAAGCAGUUGGAUGAAAAGCAUAACCGUAUAGUUCUAAUGGUUAACGAAUUAGAAGAGAAUAAAUUGGAAUGUGUGAAAUUGAAACAACAGUUGGAAAAAGAGAAGCAGAUUCAGAGAAAAACUCUACAGGCAGAACAAGAUGCUAAUAUCUUGGCACAGAAAAAAAUACAUGAACUGGAGUCCAGAGUGGAAGACUUGCAGUGGCGACUUGAAGAAGAGAGACAGCAAGUUCUUCAAUUGCUGGGUAAUGAAAAGAAACAGCAAGAAAUGGUUGAAGAAUUACAGCAAAAAAUACAGAGAAAGGAGGUAGGAUUGCAGGUGGAAAAAGCAACAUGUCAGGCUGUAAAUGAGGUUCCUUUGGAUGAAUCUAAUGAACGAACAAGAAAGUGGAUUUUCCAGCAGAAAAUGGGACAAACUGAAACAAAAGAAUUAUCUUACUCUUCCUUAAUGGGCAUUGGAGGAGGAGGAGGUGAUGCCUCCAGACAAUCUCAAGAGCUUGAGAUGGUUCGGCAGAAGCUCAAAAAUGUGUUUUCCAAGCUGAAACACUUGGCCAGUAAAGCUGCCUGCAGAUUACCCUUUGAAAAAUCAGAUGAUGAAGACUUAAUUGGAAUACAAACUGACAUUGAAGAAAUUCUAUUAAAAUUGCAAGUGCUGUCUGAUUUAUAUAGCCUGGAGAUUAAUUCAGAUUCCCCAUCUUCAGCCUCAUUGACUGAAAGGCUGCUAAAACAGAAUGCUGAAUUGACUGGGUUUGUCAGUAGAUUGAGUGAGGAGAAGAACAAUAUGAGGAACACAGUCAUGAAACUGGAGGAGGAACUGAGAAGAUACCAAUACACAGGAUCUUGUGGAACUUUUAGACAGUCUCUACAUAAUGGAAAAAAUGUUGAUGCACUGAUUGCUUCUGAAAAAGAAAUCUGGCAUAAAGAGAAAUUAAGUCUUCAACAGUCCCUCAAGCAGGCGGAAACCGAACUGGCCAAACUGAAAGCAGAAUUAAGAAAUGAGGCUUUCUUGAGAGAACUGGGAUCAGAUUCUGAAAAUGCAGCUUUAAAGCGAGUUUAUGGAAGAUACUUGAGAGCAGAGAGCUUUCGGAAGGCUCUCAUCUAUCAAAAGAAAUAUUUGCUGCUCUUACUGGGUGGCUUUCAGGAGUGUGAAGAAGCCACUUUAACUCUUAUUGCAAGAAUGGGUGGGCAGCCUUCGUACACUCAACUGGAGGUCAUUACACACCAUUCAAAAAGUUUUACCCGAUUUCGCUCAGCUGCUAGAGUGCUAAUUGCAAUUUCAAGAAUGAAGUUCCUAGUUCGAAGGUGGAAACGAGUUACUGGUUAUCAUUUAAUUGGCGUCAACAGAGAUAGUUAUAGUCAGAACACAGGUAACGAGUUACGGUCUGAUUCAUUUUCUGGUAGUCUGGAACUCUGUGGAGAACAUAGAGCUGCUUCUUAUAGAUCCAGAUCGGAACUGGAAUCUCUCAGAUCUCCUUUUUCUUAUCAGCAGAGCCCAGUUUCCCUUGCAUGUUAUCAGCUUCAGAAUUACGAUCCUGAUAGAGCUUUAUCAGAUUAUAUUAAUCGUCUGGAGUCCCUACAGAGACGACUUGGCAAUGUACAGCCAGCAUCCGCUUCACAAACUCAGCUGCAUUCUGCUCUCCGAAGAUAAUCUUUGAAAUAUUUUUGCCAAUAGUAACAUCAAAUGAAAUGCCUUCUGCAAAUUAUCCUGCUGCUGUGCUUUUGUACAAUGUCGUGGGACCAACAUGAAUACAGUUCAACAAUUGUAUGCAGUUCACCUUGCUGGCACCACACAAAGAUUAGAAGUUAUGUAUAUAGGCAUUUUUUGUGGUUGUUUGAGCCUGAUUAUUAAAUCUCAUGUAUAUUUGUGGAAUGCUAA